This is a messenger RNA of Mercenaria mercenaria, 2595 nucleotides long. RefSeq names its product acid phosphatase type 7-like. Gene Ontology annotation, molecular function: metal ion binding; acid phosphatase activity. Bases 184 to 1920 code for a protein of 578 amino acids. The transcript is spliced from 10 exons. NCBI's taxonomy places the organism in Eukaryota, Metazoa, Mollusca, Bivalvia, Venerida, Veneridae. The record is from RefSeq and is a predicted model, not a curated record.
CAUGCGCAAUCGAUCAUAACAAGCAACAGCUGCUGUCUGCAUUAGACAAAACUAAAUCUGCAAAUGUGUCUGAACUAUCGACCAAACAUUGUAUUCACGUGUAUACAACACAGAUGUACAUUGUCGUUUCAAUAACUUAAAUUUUGUUUCUAGAAUUUGAUCAGUUUUUUGUGAUCUAAAAAAAUGGAAAUAGUGCUACUUCCAGUUAUGUUUACAUUACUGUCACUAUGCUGUGGAAGUGAGUCUGGCAUUGACAGUGACAAAGGAAAUAUUACAGAUGAUGCUUUUCAAGGUCUUUUAAAUGUGAACUGUCUUCCACAACAAGUUCAUUUGGCAUAUGGUAACUCUUUAUCUGAGAUGACUGUUAUAUGGUCUACACAUGAGAGCUGCUCUUCAGAGGUACACUAUAGUGAAGAUCAAUGGAAUAUGUCCAACAUAGUGAAGGGGAACACAAUGCCUAUGGUAUAUACCAAACCACAGUUACAGAAUAUACCCAAGUCGUCAUUCCUUCACAGAGUUGUACUCACUAAUUUAAAGUCUGAGACAAACUACUUCUACAUGCCUGUCAGUAACGAUGUGAGCAAAGGACCAUUCUACUUCAAAACUCCAAAAAUAUCUCAGGAUUUGGAACCAAAGUUUCUAGUGUAUGGAGACCUUGGAGUACAUUCAGAGAGUUUAGCCCGACUUGAAAUGGAGGCAAUGAAUGGGAAAUAUACUGCUGUACUUCAUGUUGGAGACUUUGGUUAUAACUUAGAAGAGAUGAUAACUGGUGGCAUGUAUGAUGGAGAAAAUGUGGGUGAUGUAUUUAUGCGACAGAUUGAAGAGAUGGCUUCGCACAUUCCCUACAUGGUGUCACCUGGAAACCAUGAGAUAGAAUCAGACACAUUCAAUCAGUACAGAUACAGAUUUUCCAUGCCAAACACAGAAUGGCCAAUUCCACUGAAUAAGAUGUGGUAUAGUAUGGAUAUUGGACCAGUCCACUUUCUAAGUUAUUCAUCUGAAGUAUUUUUCACUGCUAAUGGUCGCUACAUCGAGAGCCAGAAACAGUGGAUUCUGGCAGAUCUAGCUGCAGCAAACAGUAACAGACACAUUAGGCCCUGGAUCAUAGCAUUUGGACACAGACCAAUGUACUGUUCUAAUGAUGACCUUGAUGAUUGUACACUACAAGAAUCAAAAGUCCGCCUUGGUCUAGAAGACAUAUUUUACAACAAUGGUGUAGAUGUUGUGUUGCAAGCUCAUGAACAUUCCUAUGAGAGACUGUGGCCGGUAUACAAGGGUGUGGUUCUUGCUGAGAAUUAUACAAACCCACAGGCCCCUGUGCAACUUAUCACUGGAGCUGCUGGUAGUAAACAUGGUGUGGAUAAGAUGAGUGCAAGAAAUGAGAGCUGGUCUGCAUUCAGAAUGGACGACAACUCUUUCAACAGUUAUGGGAGACUAAAGGUAGACAACUCAACACACUUGUAUUGGGAGCAGGUGGCAGUGUUUGGAGGAGAGGUGCUAGAUUCAAUCUGGGUCAUUCAAGAACAUCAUGGCCCUUUCUCCCAUACUGCACUUCCAGAUGACAAAAAGAAUAAAAUUGAUGAACAGAAGGAAAAAGAUACAAUAGUGAUAAAUAGUAUGCCUAAGCCUGAGACAACUGGGGACACACUGACUACAAAGGUUACACAAGCUAUCAAAGGUGCUGAUACCAAACUUAUUGUAGGAGUCUCAUUUGGAGUAUUUGUGAUAGUAUUCCUCAUUGUUGUGUGCAUUGUAAAACAAUGUACAAAGAAAAGAACAAAGUCGUAUCGAAGAUGGGAGACUCUGGAUUAUGGAAAGAAGUUUUAUACAAAUCUGAAAAGUGAUGAAAAAGAUGCUGAUGAUUUCGAAGUAGAUGUGACUGAUGGAACUACAAAACUGAUUGAUAGUUCAAAAGAGUGAAAUUAGAAUUCAUGAAAGAAAGAUAGUAACACAAAUUAUUAAUGAUCUGAAAAUAGGCCAUUAUAGAAUCUCACAAGGUAAUAUGUUAGCAGCUCUAUUAACUUGUGUUUGAGUUGCAGAUAUAUUACCCUGUAACAUUGACCUUUGCUUUCCAGGUCUGUUACUGUUCUGUUACAUUCCAUAUUCCAGCAUACUUCAUUGUUGUAUUCCAGUUUACUGUAGCAUUCCAUAGUCAUUAUUGUAUGAAAUUUACUCAGAAUUAUCAUGGUAAGGUUUAAUUUGGUAAGCUUUAAACUAUCAGCAUGCAUAAUUGAGAAACAUUCCCAUUAAAAUUAGAAUUAAUACAUGUAUGUAUUUUAGGGUUAAUAAAUAAAUUUGAACAAAUUUUCAAAAGAAAACAUUGUAUGGAAAACUGUUGAUAUACUAUUUGUUCCACCUUUAACAUGUUUUGGAAGAGGGCAAUAUGGAGAAGAUGCUGGCUAUUAAAUUCUGUUUAGGUUGUGCAGUUGCUAUGGCAACCAGAAUCAUUAGCUCAUACUCACUUUGAAGUCUUCCCCUUCAAAAAAGCUUCACCUGUGAAACUAUUUAUUCCACCAGACUUGGUCUGUAGCUCCCUGGCUUGAGGUGUUCAAAAGUUUGUCAAGUCAUUCUGCGUCAGUGCAUUUACAAGGAGUC